AUGGCGCUCUCUGAUCAACAACAGGCGGAAUUGCAAACGCAUCUCCGACAGUCAAUCGUAGGCUGCAAUGAACGAGGUCUUUACUUUGCCGCGAAAUGGUCUGCAGAGCUCUUAAAUUCAUUUGCCGUGUCGCAUGAUACGUACAAUUAUGAUGGAUCCGAUACAGAAGUUGACGACGACGACGACGAUGCAGACAUCGAGUUGCCAUCGCAGCCGCGCGGCCCGGAUGCACGUGAAUCCAGUCGCGAGGCCAAAGAGGUCUCGAGAUAUCUCUUGGCAAAGUCCUUCUUCGAUUGUCGAGAAUACGACCGAUGCGCUGCGGUGUUUCUGUCUGAACAGGUUGUCCGGAGUGCUCCUUCACAGAAUUUCGCUGGUCCUCAUAAGGUUCCCUUGGGCACCAGCAGGUUUCAGACAUCACCAUCAGCUCGUCGGAAAUCUCCACUAGAUGCUUCAGCGCCAAAGAUUUCAACAGGAAGCAGCAUACAUCGCUUAUCGCCACCCAAGAACCUUAGCCAGAAAGCGCUAUUCUUGUCAUUGUAUGCCAAAUAUCUGUCCGGCGAGAAGAGGAAAACGGAAGACUCCGAAACGAUACUCGGCCCCAAUGAUGGCGCAGCUAGUCCGAAUCCCGAGGUGACGAGCGUCUUGUCAAUACUCGAAGAAUAUUUCGAGAAGCGAGGCGGUUUGGGUGAAAUCAGCAACUCGCAAGGAUGGCUCGACUACCUCUAUGGCGUAGUGCUGAUCAAGUCCAAGUCAGAAACACUUGCUAGACAAUGGCUACUUCGGAGCAUCAACAUCAACCCAUACAACUGGUCUGCAUGGCUCGAGCUGGCAUCUUUGAUAGGAUCCGUCGAUGAGCUACGGCAGAUCGGCGAGCAUCUACCGCGCAAUGUCGUCACAUUCUUCUUCCACAUUUACUGUAGCCAGGAGCUUUUGCAACAAGAGCCCGAGGUGUAUAGCACUCUGGAUCAGAUACAAGCCAUCUUUCCUCGGUCGGCUUUUCUGCAACAGCAAAGAGCACUUCUAUUGUAUUACGCGCGAGAUCAUGACCAGGCAUUACAAGUGUUUGAAGAAUUACUCAAGUCCCAUCCGCAUCGUCUCGAUGGCAUGGAAGUCUUCAGCAACUUGCUCUACGUUAUACCCAAUCGACCCAAGUUGGCGAGUCUUGCUGCCCACGCGAGCGACAUUGACAAAUUCCGGCCCGAGACGAAUUGUAUCCUAGGCAAUUACUACAGUCUUAUAUCCGAGCAUGAAAAAGCCGUCCUUCAUUUCCGGCGUGCUUUGGCUCUCGAUCGGAACUUCCAAGCUGCCUGGACGCUGAUGGGUCACGAGUAUGUCGAGCUGAAGAAUACGCAAGCCGCCAUCGAGUCCUACCGUCGAGCAGUGGACUCCAAUCGCAAGGACUACCGAGCGUGGUACGGUCUCGGCCAAGGCUAUGAAAUGCUCGAGUGCUAUAGCUACAGUCUCUUCUACUACCAACGCGCAGUCGCUCUUUGUCCCAGCGAUCCCAAGAUGUGGGCAGCUGUCGGCAACGCAUACAGUAAAUGCGGGAAAACCACCAACGCCAUCCAAGCUUACAAGCGUGCGCUCGUCGUUGGAAGCCACAUGGACUCCAGUCCGAGCUUUGUCAGCAACAAUCCCGACCCUCUUGCGCGUGCCGUUGGCGGCGCUCUCGAUUCCCAGCUCCUAUAUGACAUUGCUCUCCUGUACGAGCGCGACAGUCAAUGGGAUGAAGCCGCCGCUUUUAUGGAGCUCACGCUCGCUCAAGAGGAAGGUCCGAACGAAGGCGACGAGGGCACUGGUGUCACGCAAAUCACGAGUCGUGCGCGCCUCUGGUUGGCAAGGUGGAGUCAUAGCUGUAGCGAUUGGCAACGAGCGAUGGAAUUGGCCAAUGAGCUGUGUCAGGAUGGCGUCGAGGUGGAGGAGGCGAAGGCAUUGGUCAAGGACGUUCGGGCGCGACUGAACAUCUCCGACGACAAGGAUGAGAGUCUGAUGGAGUGA
This is a messenger RNA of Dissoconium aciculare CBS 342.82, 1998 nucleotides long. RefSeq names its product TPR-like protein. The record is from RefSeq and is a predicted model, not a curated record. Gene Ontology annotation, biological process: cell division. The transcript has 2 exons. Gene Ontology annotation, cellular component: anaphase-promoting complex. NCBI's taxonomy places the organism in Eukaryota, Fungi, Ascomycota, Dothideomycetes, Mycosphaerellales, Dissoconiaceae. Gene Ontology annotation, molecular function: protein binding. The coding region runs from base 1 to 1998 and encodes 665 amino acids.